This is a messenger RNA of Eimeria necatrix, 522 nucleotides long. RefSeq lists its product as hypothetical. Lineage: Eukaryota; Apicomplexa; Conoidasida; Eucoccidiorida; Eimeriidae. The transcript has a single exon. The coding region runs from base 1 to 522 and encodes 173 amino acids. The record is from RefSeq and is a predicted model, not a curated record.
AUGGUUUGUUCGGCGGCAGCAACUGCGGCACCUUGUUUGCUUCUCUUGCUGCUGCUGGCCUUUAGCAGCAACGAUGUAGCGGCAGCAAUCGAGCACUCUCCGGAGUCCUCGCCGCUGCCCCAGCUGCAGGAUGCAGAUGUGGCUCUGUCGGGCGCAGGUGGUCUUGCAGACCCCGUAGCAGUAGCAGGGGGUGAUGAAGAAGAGACAGCGCCAGAAGAAGCAGCAGCACCAGUAGCAGCAGCCGCAGCUGGCCUGGAUGAAGCCCACGAUGAGGAUGACUUCGUAGACGACAGCAGCAGCCGCCGCGGCGGCGAUCGCCCGCGCACGACGAAGCGCCUGUACACUACAAAGCGCAGCAUGCGCCCUGGGGGCUCAGCAGCAUCAGGCCAGCUAGCAAUGGGCAAGUACCUGUCACUGGCCCUGCUGCUGCUCGCCGCCAGCGUCUUCAUGGGAUUCCGCACCAAGCUGUUUCCAGUGGAGGAUGAGGAGGAGGAGGAGGAUGAGGGGGAGGACGAGGCCUAA